CAGUCGACUCACUGAGCUAGCUUAACUCGGUUACACCAUCUGCUGGCACCUUCUCCCCCGCGGCGACCUAAGAACUGUGAAGUUGGAAAACUUGAGUGUAUGCGAACGAUCAGUCAAAAACUCAGAAAGUCUCAACAGCCAAGCCUUCGAAAAUCAUCUCGUUCAUGCUUCGGUCGUCAGCUAAAUCCACCAUCAGAGAGUGAUUAUGGCUACGAAAUCGAACUCCAUUUCAAGGUCAAUUCAUCUGUUGAUCUUGACGCUUGCUCUGCUUCUUCUGCAAUCUGAAUCGGCGCCUCAAGCCUUCCGGAGAGAUCCAGGACACGCUCAGUGGCACCACGGGGCCUUCCAUGACGUCAGAGACAGCGUUCGAUCCGAUGUCCGCCGUAUGCUCCAUUCUCGAGCCGAGGUCCCAUUCCAGGUCCCUCUUGAAGUAAAUGUAGUCCUAAUCGGCCUCAGUGGUGAUGGAGGCUAUAGGUACACAGUAGAUCCCCAUGAAUUGGAGGGAUUUUUGAAAGUCAGCUUCCCAUCCCACAGGCCCUCCUGCCUAGAGACUGGGGAGCCCAUUGAUAUUGAGCAUCACAUUGUCUAUAAUGCUUACCCUGCUGGGCAGCCGGAACUGAUAGCACUUGAGAAAGCACUGAAAGAGGCCAUGGUUCCUGCUGGGACUGCUAGGGAGGCUGAUUUUGGAAGGGAGGUGCCUUUGUUUGAGGUGGAUGCAACAGCUGUGGAGCCUAUAUUUCAGAUGCUAUAUUCAUACAUAUUUGACGUGAAUAACGGUGGCCAUUCAGCAGUGGAGAUAGACAGACCUGUACCACAUGCAAUAUUCAUUGUCAAUUUUGAUAAGGUGAGAAUGGACCCUAGGAACAAGGACAUUGAUCUUGACAGUUUAAUGUAUGGCAGACUGACACAGCUAACUGAGGAAGAGAUGAAAAAACAAGAGGGUGGAUACAUUUACCGUUACCGUUACAAUGGUGGGGGAGCAUCUCAGGUUUGGCUGGGCUCUGGCAGAUAUGCUGUGAUCGACCUCUCUGCAGGCCCUUGCACAUAUGGAAAGAUUGAGACUGAAGAAGGGAGUGUCAGCUCUAAAACACUCCCGCGGUUACAGAAUGUGAUGCUUCCAAGAAGUUUAGGUGUAGCUAGCGUUCAUUCUACACGCAAUAUUUUUCUUGGACAACUUGCUGCUGUGAUUUCAACUGCAGUUGAGCACGUUAUAGCUCCAGAUGUAAGGUUUGAAAGUGUCGAUAUGACAACAAGGUUGCUUAUACCACUUAUCAUCCUUCAAAAUCAUAAUCGUUACAAUAUUAUGGAGAAAGGACAUAAUUACAGCAUAGAUAUUGAAGCCAUUGAGUCAGAGGUUAAGAAGAUGGUUCAUAAUGGGCAGGAAGUAGUUAUGGUAGUUGGUUCAAAUGCAUUGCAUCGCCAUGAGAAGUUGGCCAUUGCUGUUUCAAAGGCAAUGCGUGGCCAUUCCUUACAAGAAACAAAUAAAGAUGGACGUUUCCAUGUUCAUACAAAGACAUUUCUGGAUGGUGCUGUUCUCAGAGAGGAAAUGGAACGGUCUGCAGAUGUGCUUGCUGCAGGUUUGAUUGAGGUGGCCGAUCCAUCUCUUUCAAGUAAAUAUUUUUUUCGCCAGGACUGGGUGGAUGAAUCUGAUGAUUCAAGUGAUUCCAUAUUAAAGCAUAAACCUCUAUGGGCUACUCAGAGCUCUUAUCUUGGCAAGCUAAAGAAGAGAAGAAAAGAGAAGAAACAGGGAAAUUUUCACAGGACAUACGGAACAAGAGUGAUUCCUGUCUUUGUGCUAUCACUGGCUGAUGUGGAUGCGCACCUUAUGAUGGAAGAUGAAAGUCUUGUCUGGACAAGUAAAGAUGUUGUCAUUGUACUUCAGCAUCAAAACGAAAAGAUACCUCUGAGUUACGUUUCAGAAACUGAGAGAAGGCAUGCACUUCCAUCACAAGCACAGCGCCAUAUAUUGGCAGGACUUGCUUCUGUUGUUGGUGGGCUGAGUGCACCGUAUGAAAAGGCUUCUCAUGUACAUGAAAGGCCUGUGGUGGAUUGGCUCUGGGCAACUGGUUGUCAUCCUUUUGGACCAUUCUCUAAUACAUCCCGAAUCAGUCAAAUGCUUCAAGAUGUUGCUCUGAGGAAUAGCAUAUAUGCACGUGUAGAUUCUGUAUUACGGAGAAUUCGGGACACAUCAGAGGCUAUCCAAGCUUUUGCUGCAGAAUAUUUGAAAACUCCUCUGGGCGAACCAGUGAAGGGAAAAAAGAACAAGUCGAGCACUGAGUUGUGGUUGGAGAAGUUUUACAAGAAAACAACAAACUUGCCAGAACCUUUCCCGCAUGAAUUGGUUGAACGACUGGAGAAAUACUUGGAUAGCCUUGAGGAAGAACUCGUGGAGCUAUCAUCCUUGUUAUAUGAUCACCGGCUGCAGGAUGCUCACUUGAACAGUACACAUAUUGUCCAGAGCUCCAUAUUCACCAAGGAGUAUGUAGAUCAUGUGCUGAUGACAGAGAGGGAGAAAAUGAAAUGCUGCAACAUUGAAUAUAAGUUCCCCGCGCAGACUUCUCAAACUUUGGUGUAUGGAGGAAUUCUUCUUGCUGGAUUCUUUGUAUAUUUCGCUGUCAUUUUCUUUUCAUCGCCGAUGCGCUGACUAUAUUAAAAUCUCAAUCAAUGAGUGUCCGGACGGCAUCAAUUUUCAAGCCUCAGUUGCUUCUUUUUGGAAUACAUGCAUAAAGGAAAUAUCCGCUGUUUGGGAUUUUUUAUAUAUGAAUCUAAAAUUCCAACACGCUCUCCUCCAACGCACAACUCAAGUAGUAAUUGUACAUUAAUGCAUGAAUAUAUAUAUAUAUAUACAUGAACGCUCAAUUUUGCCUA
Molecule: messenger RNA, 2868 nt
Organism: Malania oleifera
Lineage: Eukaryota; Viridiplantae; Streptophyta; Magnoliopsida; Santalales; Ximeniaceae
Exons: 16
Coding region: 206-2644 (812 amino acids)
Source: RefSeq, a predicted model, not a curated record